Messenger RNA from Hyla sarda, 2061 nucleotides. RefSeq names its product HMG-box containing 4 (gene HMGXB4). Bases 260 to 1963 code for a protein of 567 amino acids. Lineage: Eukaryota; Metazoa; Chordata; Amphibia; Anura; Hylidae. The record is from RefSeq and is a predicted model, not a curated record. The transcript is spliced from 11 exons.
GUGUUUCACCCGUUGUUGGAAGCGAACGUGGUGACGCUGCUACGUCCCUGGCUCGGUUGGUCUCCUCCAUGGUGGCGGGAAGCCGGGGGAGCUGAGCAGAAUGGAGCGGGCGGAUAGAGUGUGGAGGUCGGGGAUGUUUGCUGUGUAGCCGGGCUGUGAGGCGCAUCGGGCCGUACGGAGGGCGCAUGAGAGCCGCCUGUCAGGUUUGGAUCAGUAAGAUUUUCUUCAGACACUUGUCAUUGUGUGAUGAAAAGACUUGAUGAUGGCGUACAGUGACAGCAGAGACAGUUUAGAUAUAGAUAGAGGGAUGGAUGAUGUGAGCUUGGCUGCUGGUAGAAGCCAGCGUGAGAAAAAGCGUUCGUAUAAAGACCUACUACGUGAGGAAGAGGAGAUUGCAGAGCAAGUCUUCAAAUCUUCAAAAAAGAGAUCCAAGGACACUGAUGUAUUGGCUGUGGGGUCUGAGUCGCAUAAGAAGAAGAAAAAGCAUUCCUCAGAUGAUGCUUAUUACCCAGAAUUGUCUUCAUCUGAGGUGAAGAAGAAAAAGAAACUUCUUCCCAGCUCAUCGUCCCCUACCUCAGACACAGCUAUGGACCUGCUAAACUCCAUUUCCUCUCCAUUAAUAUCCUCAAGCAAAUCGUCCUCCAGGAAAACAGAAAAGAUUCAGGCCGCACCCAUUAAUUUACAGUCCCCUACGCAAGUGCCUCGUAAAGAGCAUAGGAAAAAAGAAGAAACCGCAGAGGACCUCUCUCACAAAUCUAAAAGACCUAAACCUCUAACGCUUCGGGAACCAGAAGGCUUAAGGAUGAAACUUAUACUUUCUCCCAAGGAGAAAACAAGUGAGCACACGUUCCCACCACAAGAAAGUCUAGUUCUUAGCGACAGCACGUCUCCCAAGAAGAGCAGCAAGAAAUCCUCCAAGGAUGAAGCGGAGAAGAGCAGUCAUAAGAAACACCGGAAGGAAAGCCAUGCACAUCGGCCUUGUGAAACACCAGAUUCAGCGUCCUCGUCUGGAGGAGACCUGGAGACUGGAGAGUUGGUGAUUGAUGAUACAUUUCGGGAUAUGAAGAAGAAAAAGAAAUCAAAAAAGAGCAAGAAGAAAAAGGACAAACACAAAGAGGAGCGGCACAAGAAACAUAGUAAAAGCAAGCGGGAGCAUGGGUUGGAAAGCAGCCCAGCAUCGGUUCAGGCUCCCUUGCUUUCUUCCCCACCAUCAUCCAUUGCUGCAGUGUCCCCACCUCCAAUCACACAGUUACCCCAGUUACCUGCACAACCACCACCAGCAGCACCACCACCACUGGCAGCGGUCACAGUUGUCUCUCAUCUUGAGGGCACAUCAGAGAAGAAAAAGAAGAAAAAGGAGGUGGAUAAGAUGCAGCCUAAGAAGAAGAAUAUGUCUGCGUAUCAAGUUUUCUCUAAAGAAUAUAGGGGCAGCAUCAUAGCAGAGCAUCCAGGAAUCGAUUUUGGGGAACUUAGCAAGAAGUUGGCUGAAGUGUGGAAACAACUGCCAGAGAAAGACAAACUUGUAUGGAAGCAGAAAGCUCAGUAUCUCCAGCAUAAACAGAACAAAGCCGAGGCCACAACUGUGAAACGGAAAUCCAGUCCUUCAGAGUCCUCUUCAAAGACUAAAGGAUCCUCAGGGCUAUCAUCACCACACAAAAAGUCCCCAAGCAGUCUUGUUUCCUUCUCCUCUUCUCCUGCGAAGGUCCCUGAUACUGAGCCCAUUGACUUAGCAGCCCAUUUGCAGCUAUUGGGGGAAUCUUUGAGCUUGAUAGGACACAGACUUCAAGAAACAGAGGGCAUGGUUGCAGUGUCUGGUAGCUUGUCUGUUCUGUUAGAUUCCAUUCUGUGUGCUAUGAGCCCUUUGGUGUGCCUCACUAGCCAUGUUCCUGAGCUAAAUGGCUGCCCAAAGCAAGUUUUGUCAAACACCUUAGAUAACAUUGCCUACGUGAUGCCUGGCUUGUGACAACAGAAGUGACACAUGCAACGUCUGGAGCCCCGUGUGUUUUUAUAUGUACUGUACAUGCUGUAUUAUAUGUAUAUGUCUAAACUAUUUUAUAUCCA